AUGCAACACGAGGAUUAUGUCAAAACCCAGUGGUAUCUGCGCCAUUUGCUCGAGACCGAUCGGAAGAUUGUUGGAAGGUUAGUGCUACAUUUUCUGAUAUUGGCUAGAAAAUGCGUGGGGGCCCAAAGGGCUCGGGUCCAAGCCCAAUUCACAAAUCUAGGCCAUAACCCCAGAAUUAAACUUGUGAAGUAUGAUGCUGUUUUCACUAGGCACCACAACGCGAUCGCGCUAAUUGUUAGGCUUGGGGAGGGUGUAAUUGGAUGUUUACUGGAAAGGCCGUCUCGCAUUGAACUACGGUAAGCCUAGCGACCAUUUUUAUGAGAUAUGGGCAACUACAAUGUUGUUGAGCACCAAAUUUACAACAACUUUCAAUCAUCGGUCCUCGAGAUGCAGUUCUUUAAAAAAAGUGCUUUUCAGAAAACGUCGCGACGUGCAACGGCUCAUUCAUCAGUACCUGACGGUGCCUGAAGACGCGAACCCGCUCGCCGUGGUGCCGUCGAAACCGCGUCGGAUCCUGUUCCGCGACGAAGUCACCUCCGAACCGCUUUCCUCGUCCGCCAACGCCAGACACGUGCCCCGUGUUCGUCUGGAUUGGGACGCCAAUUGGCCGUCGAUGGAGUCGUUCUAUCAGCAAAUGUCGCUGGCGAUGGGCUCGCUGACCAACUCGGAACUCGCGUUUGCAAUGUGUAACCCGACGAAACAGAUCACGUUUCAUCGCGAGGAUCCGGUGAAGAAGAAGGAGUUGGAGGACGAGAUGAAGGACUGGCUGCCGAAAGUGGGCCAGAGCAUUCUCGGCGCGAAGAACAAGUUCCACGAGUAUUAUCCGCCGGUGAAGCCGAUCAUUCGCAAUAAGGAGAACAUCGUCUGGGGCCCACAAUAUCGGCAUUUGGACGUGAAAACGUUGCGGACGGUGAUGGAGCACGAGCUCGCCGAGCUCGGAAUGACCCGAAUCCAGAAGAUGGUGUGCAGCGCGUGCUGUUGCUACUUCCCCUCCAAUCAGCUGUUUCUCGUGAAGGAGAAGUCGGUGGCCAAGUGCACCGCCUGCUGGGACGCCCGAAUUCUGCGCCGUCCCACCCAGACGCUCUUCGAUCUGCUCGUCGUCGGAAUCGCCGAGAAGUGGGCCGAGAUGGUCGGGAAACGGAUCGCGUUUUUGUACGGCGAAUGGGAUGAGCGCCUGACGCCGAUGGUCCGGAUGCUCAAGGAGAAUGUGCUGCUCGCCGGCGAGAUUGCCGCACUGCUCAAGAGUUGCAAUGAUCCGGAGGAGUUGGCGGACGCGUGUGAGGCGGUUAGUUAGUUGGGCCUAAGAGUGGCCUAGGAACUAAGGAUUCGACUGAGAACGCUUGUAACCUGUCAGAAAAUGACGUUAGACUAAUGCCUUGAUGACUUGGAUAGAAUUUUAUUGGAAACCGAUUCUUGUGGCCUAGAAACUCAUAGGAACGGCCUAGGAUCCCACAGAAACCAAUUGUGACAAGCUAGAUGCAUCUUUGAUGAUUUUUCCAACAUUGUUCGUUUCAGAUCAUCGUGACCACAAUGGUUUUCUACCUCGAGUACAUUGAUUUUCGUCGAAGCUGCGAAGCGCUAAUGAGCAUGAAACCCGACGUAACGUACGAGCAACUCUUCAACAUUUUCGCAAUCUAUUUCCCAAAUCGGGCGAAAAACGUCAAAACUGGUGACUUUUUGUGA
Molecule: messenger RNA, 1683 nt
Organism: Caenorhabditis sp. 36 PRJEB53466
Lineage: Eukaryota; Metazoa; Nematoda; Chromadorea; Rhabditida; Rhabditidae
Source: the annotation of a GenBank genome assembly